UAUUCAUUUCACCACAAUUCUCUCUCUGUCUAUAUAUAUAUAUACAAGUAUACAUGAUAAUGAAAUGCUAAGGAAAUGAUGGGGCCCUAUAGAGCAGACGACGAUUACGAUUACUUGUUCAAGGUGGUAUUGAUCGGAGAUUCUGGGGUCGGAAAAUCAAACCUAUUGUCUCGAUUCACACGCAACGAGUUCAGCCUCGAAUCCAAAUCCACAAUCGGCGUCGAAUUCGCCACUCGAAGCAUUCAGGUCGAUGAUAAGAUCGUCAAGGCCCAGAUUUGGGACACCGCUGGCCAAGAAAGGUACCGUGCAAUCACAAGUGCUUAUUAUCGUGGAGCCGUUGGUGCUUUGCUCGUGUAUGAUGUUACCCGGCACGUCACGUUUGAAAAUGUGGAGAGAUGGUUGAAGGAGCUUCGGGGUCACACAGACUCCAACAUCGUCAUCAUGCUCGUCGGGAACAAGGCUGAUCUGCGUCACCUCCGAGCAGUGUCAGUUGAAGAUGCCAAGGCAUUUUCUGAAAGGGAGAACAAUUUUUUCAUGGAAACAUCAGCUCUCGAGUCUUUGAAUGUCGAUAAUGCCUUCACAGACGUGCUGACACAAAUCAUCGAGUCGUCAGCGAGGAAGGCACUAUGACAUAGGCGAUG
Messenger RNA from Camellia sinensis, 641 nucleotides. Its product is annotated as ras-related protein RABA1f. The record is from RefSeq and is a predicted model, not a curated record. Lineage: Eukaryota; Viridiplantae; Streptophyta; Magnoliopsida; Ericales; Theaceae. Gene Ontology annotation, molecular function: GTPase activity; GTP binding.